GGCAGGCCUGCACAGCUGGGGCAUACUUUGCUCGGAGCCUCUCUGUCUGCACAGAUGUUCCCGUGGCCUACAUCGCCAUGGUUUGUGGCCAGCUCUGCUCUUGAUGCAUCAUUUAUGGGCUACCCAGAUUCCAGGGCCACAUGGCAGCCCGCCUGUCUCCCAGCCAGAGCCCCAGCUGUCUGGGGGCAUUUCUGACAACCGUAUUGCCACAAGCAAGCCAGCUUUGCACUGUCGCUUAGAGUGCUUGCGACGGCUCCUCUAGCACCCACCCCACUCUUUUUGUUUAUUUCAGCACUCACUCAUUUAUUUCUUUUCAAUCUGUGAACCUUGGUCAAGUGGCAUCUAGCAAUGUCUCAAUGUUUUCUACCCCGAUGCUGGGGCCAGGAUGCCAUCCAGCUCAUAGUGUUUAUCGAAUACCUGUUACCUGCCAGGUGUGGUGUUAUGUGCUUUACAUAAUUAUUUCAUUCCAUCCUCACAACAACCCUCUGAGGAAUGCAGAACCCUCCUCACUUUUAGAGAUGAGGAAAUCAAGGUCAGCAGAGGCUGUAACUUAGGUCUGGCCACACAGCUGGUAGUACAGCGGCAGAGUGAGGCUUCUCAGAAACCCAGAGCAGCUGGCUCUAUAGGAAUCAGAUAAACAGGUGAACAAAUAAACAUGUUCACAGUCUCAUGGCUGCUGGUGGUGGCACUGGUCACUGCCUGGAGAUGGUCCCUGUCUGGGUCCUUUGGUGGGUGCUCCCAAGGCCACCCCAUGGUUGGGGAGAAAGCAAGGUACAUUACAUAACUGAAGUCAAACUCUAACAUGUGCAUAAGUUCAUUUGUCCAACUAGUAGCUCUUUUUUUUUUUUUUUCCUCAGCCGUAUAAGCAUCACCUAGUUUGAUUCAAGCCACUGGGAACCAGGUACUCAAAGGCCUCCUGGGAGAGCUUGAAAAAUCCUGGGCCUGGCCUUGCUCAGUGGAGUGGAGGCCACAGAGCCUCCCAGUUGUUGAAUCUCCCAUGUUGGAACCCCACGGCCUGCAGGAAGUGACCAGGAGAACUCAGUGGUCACGUUCAUGAAAAGCAAAGCUGGCCUCUCUCCUGGUCCCAGUAAAAGUGCUCUUACAGCGCAGAGGUGGCUGGUGGGGGGGGGCCCUUGGAGAGUAGGGCUUGGAGGUGGGGGCAGUGGGGAAGGUGCUGGCCCACUGCUCCCUGACCCGCGGGCUCACCGUGCGGCUUCCUGGCACCACACUCCCCUGCCUCCUUGCACUAUGCUAUGUCCAAGUGUUUAUUUUCAGAAAAACGAUCCCUGUAAGAUGCACCUGAGUCCGUAAAGUAGGCAGACAGGGGAAGCGAAGGGAGAACUGGAAACUGGGGUACAGGAACAUGCCUGGAGCUCACUGGUGGUUCCCAAAAGGGAGAACUGAUGAUGUCUGGUUGGUCUUCAACAAACAGGUGUCUAAUUUCCCUUUGGUGCCGGAGAGGGUGACCCCCAUGGGUAGCUUCGAGCCUUUUUGAGAUGCCAAUAAGAGCUAUGGACACUCUUGUAGAAAAAGGAGUACACAUACCUAGUUUCAGGGGCGCUAAAGGCCCCCUUGCUCCGUCUGGCUUUAGAAACUUUGCAUUUGAAAGAAGAAAAGGGGUUGUCACCUGUCAUGUAAAAUGAACCACAUCAAGGGCAUCCAACACUGUCAACUUGUUGUCUUUUAAAUAUUUGUCUGGUUUAAUGAAAUUAUGACAUUUACCAUUAAAAAUAACCCCAAGAAUACCAGUACUUUCCAUGUGUCUAUCAAUUCUUUAUCUGUUUGACAGAACAAAAGGUGCUUGGAAAAAUAAUUCUAUACCCCACAAACAUAAAGAACGUGAAAAGCCAGAAAAAGGUCUCUUUUGUGUGUAGGUGGGAUUACUGCGGAGUGAGACAAACUUCUUUUAACAUCAUGAAAGAGGUUUUCACCUUCAUGAAAUUUUUAAAAAUUGUUCCAGAAACCUCCCCGGUAUUGCUGCUAAAAUUAUCAUAAAGAACUACUACUACUUACUGCUGUGCCGAGAUAUUUACAUGCACGGUUGAGAUUCUUCUAAGCUCCCAUAAGUAACUUGAGGCUCAGGGGUUGACUCACCCAAGCCAGGAUUUGAACAUGGAACUUCCUGAAAUCCCCCAUGAAGCCUGUCCUGUCCUAGUCCUGCCUUUGGUGUUUUUUUUAAUCAACAUGUAAUAAUUGUAUGUAUUUAAGGGGUACAGAGUGAUAUUUUGAUACAUGGAUCCAAUGGGUAAUGAUCAAUUCGGGGUCAUUAACAUAUCCAUCACCUCAAACAUCUGUCAUUUCCGUGUGUUGGGAACAUUCAAAAUCCUCUCUUCUAGCUGUUUGAAAAUAUACACUCAAUUAUUGUUAAGUAGCCUUUGGUAUUUUUUAAUCAAAUGAAGUUGCUUGUGAGGCUUUCAGGCAGCAGGAGGCAGCCAGGAAGCAGAGCCUGUGGCCUGGCCUCAGGUCUAGGAGCUGGGCCUUGGAUUGAAGGGGAGCCAGGGCUGCUGGGGGCGGGGGACCCUGCAGAGAGAGCAGGGACUGACCCUUGCAGGGGCGUUGGCUUGGCAGCAGCCUCCCUCCCACAACUGCCUCCUCUUUUGGGAGGCUCCUGCGGUCAACUCUGGCCUGAGAUCAGGGCAGUGGGCGGGCCUGUGGGAAUGCCGGCUGUGUGAGCGCACCUGUGCCGUCCUCCCAGCUGUGUGCCUCACAACAGGGCUGCUGUCAGCAAUGGCCAAGUGUUGCACACCACCCACCCACUCUCCAUGGCUCUGUCACAUCUGCUGGCACCCCCAUCUGGGUUGAACUGCUUUAUUUAUUUUUAUUUAAAAAGGGACACCAGAAUUCUUUAUGUCUGGGAAUGAGCCAAACUGGCCCAGUGUUGAGUGCAGAAAUAUUCCAUCUUCCUUCUGUGCCCAGAAUUAUUUUUGUUUUCUUCGAUACCCAACCUAGAUACGGCUACAGCAAGGAAAUUGUUUGAUUUUCAAAACCAAACUCCUUUCCUGUUUAUCUGUGUUGAAAAAAAAAAAUCCACCAUCGUUGAUCAUGAGGCCAGUUUAUCUCUGUGGGUGGUGUUCAAUCCGUUUGCUUUUUCAUCUGGUGCCUGCUCCUGAUAUUGUACCAGAGGAAGCAGCCAUUAUAUUUUGGAGCCAAGAGGGGCUAAUUGAUACUGUUCUUGUAAUUAAUGCUAGUCCUGACUCAGGAGGGACCUGGUGGUGGAAAGCCUUUGAGACCUUUGACCUCAGCACCAUCUGAGUGGGAAUCCCAGCCUAAUCACUUAGGAGUUAGGGGCCACAGGGAGCCUCACAGGGCUUCAUUGUCCACCAUGUGAAGUGCUGUGGGCCAGGCCCCCAGCUGUGGGCAGUCACAGUGGGUGCACAGGCACGGGGUGCUGGGGGCCCUUCCUGAUGCUCUGUUCAUCUCAUGUGCUCACUGGCUUGCUGUGAGUCUUUGUCCACCAAGAUAGAAGCUCAUGAGGGCAGGGGCUCCUUCCGGUGUUGUUCAUUGCACUAUCUCCAGAGUGUGGCCUGGCACAGAAGGAGAUACUCAAGCGUUUGUUGAAUAAAGGAAUGAAUAAGUGAAUGAAUGGAUAGCAGGGAAUAUUUUGGAUGGCAGCCUUUUCAAAGGACGUUCCUUUCAUGAUCAAGGCAAGGUGAUUGCCUUAGAACAGAUGCCUGCGGACCAGAAGGGAGUAUCCAGGUUUUAGGAGAAUACUGCACCCUAGGGCUAUGAGGUUUGGGGCAGCAGAAGGUGGAAGGUGCUGGAAGGAGGCUGAGUAAAAGGACAUAGCUCCUGAACAUGUGCAGGUCCCCAGAGCAAGAGUUCAAAUGGGGCCUACGUGGUAAAGAUCUUCAUAUUUAAAAAAUGACACAUUUUGCUUAUACAUUGUUGAGUAAAAUGGUUUCUCUCCUACUACCUUGACCUCGAUGGCUAGGUUCGAAUUUGGAAUUCAGACUCCUUGAGACUUUGGGCCAGCAGAAGGCCUUGGAGAAAGCUUCUUCCAGCCCCUGCUGCCCUCGGCCUCUCCUCCCCCUCUCACAUCUCCUCUCCUCCCUCCCUGGGCUGCCCUCGGCCUCUCCUCCCCCUCUCACAUCUCCUCUCUUCCCUCCCUGAACUUCAUUCUUCCCUGCCAGGGUGCUCCACCCACAGGGGUGGACCUUGGGCCUCCCCAGGUUCUGGGAUGUCCAGGGGAUCAGACUUGGGUGCUGGAAGUAGGUUUGGUGACAUCUGGGCUAGGAAUUCUGGGGGCUUGGGUACAAGGCGUGGGUGGGGUCAGGUCUCCCUAGGAGGGCUUGCGCCCUGCCCCAUUGACUCUUCUGUCCCUCUCUUCGUGAUAGGAGUGCUGGACCCAGGACAGGGGCUCCCUGGUCCCAUCAAAGGGCUAUGCUGGUUCAGGGAAUACCCUUCCCCUUAUGGGCUGUGACAAACAAAAUCAUCUUAAGGGGAAGCCCCUCGUCAUGGGGCAGGAAGCAGGCUGCACAGGGCAGUCUCUGCUUCCCUCCGAUAGGAAGGGUUGGGCUGACACUGAGCUAGGGCGGCCAUGCCUCGCUCUGACCUCAGGCCGAUGGGCCCGGUGGACCAGCAGGGGCACGCAGGACAGUCCUGCAGGGCAGGGCAGUAGGGUUUCCAUUGGCAAAACCCUGUGAUCGUCACAGUAGCCCCAGGAGUUGGACCAGCCUAGACCCUUACCCCAUUUUACAGGUGAGGAGACAGAGACUCCAGAGGCUGGCAGGGCCCGGCUAGGACUGCUUUUGCAGAGAAGAGGUUCAAGGCCUCAUCCAAGGGUGUGCAGCUAGCAGGAGGCAGGGUGCGUCAUGAAUUGGCAACUUCUCAUUCUGAGUCCAGGAGCCUCUUCCUGACACCAGCCCUCGGGAAGAGUGGCCUUCCCAGGUCGGUGGUCAAAAUGGUUCCUGCUCGGCCCUGGGGGCGGCCUGAGCUCUGGUCCAUCAGUCUUAAGAGUGGGGACAGCCAUGUGAGCUGCCUUAGCUGGCCUGACUCUAUGGCUCUGGGUGCCCAGGAAGCUCGUAUUCUUGGAUGAAACCCCUCCAAGCCCCUAGACUUGUGAGUUAGCCCAGGACUGCAGCUUGGCAUGGCCUCCUGUGCCUGGCCCGUAACUUCUCAGAGGGACUCCAGGUCCUGUUUAGGCACAAUUUUACAGCCCCCUUGGGUUCAUGAGUUCUCUGGGCCUCAUUUGUCUCCAGGAGACUUGAGCUCUUACUUGUGAAGCACCCAGGUGGCUGCUACCCUCCUACGCCCCCGAUCCCUGGGAGGCGAGGACGGACUCCGAAUGGCCACUCUCACACUCUGGUGGUUGAGGCUGCACUAGGCCUGGGGGGUCUCUGACCCCUGCCCCUCCCAGGCCAGGGUGAAAUGCCUCAGAGCGGGAUCUGUGUCCCAUCUAGCUACCUGGAGAAGCUAGGUGACCCCCUGGGAAGUAUGGGUGUCACUGCCUGUGGGGUGAUUGUGACUAAUAGGAGGCAGGAGAUGAGGGAGCUGGCAGACCACUUCCUCCCCUGGCCCUCUGGGCAGGCUGCUCUAGGGCGGGUCUCUGUGCAGCCUGUUUCUAGGAGCCCCACAUGGCCCAGGGACCCUUAAAUCUCUUGGUGGCUUGGGAAGCAACGACCACGUGUUUACACCCCGACCUUGUGCUUGCUUUCAGUCCUUCCCUUUCCUCUCAUUGUUUCUGCCUGGGGAUUGGAUCUUUCAAUAAAACAUUAGCGUGUAUGUCAGCCUCAGCUUCUGUUUGGUGGGGAAUCUGGGCUAAGUCAAGUCUGCACGCGGCUGCUGCCACCUGGGUUUUCUCAUUCUGCAGACAAUUCUCCACUCCGCUCUUGCUCUGGCACUUUUUAAUUUUUCCCAGCAUUCAUAAACAUUUGUCAGCUUUUCUUCUUCUCUGACUUCCCUGGUGAAAAACAACAGCAGUGAGCCAUGGAAUGGUAGAUUCUCAAAUGGAAACCCUGAGCCUCACCAGCUUCCGUGGAGGGGUUGGAGAUGUCCUGGUGCUUAAGAGAAUGGCUUCUGUUGGAGGACUGUCUGUGUCUGCCUCACAGUAUUGACUGUGUGACUUUGGGGAAGCUACUUAAUCCUUCUGGGUUUUACAGUCGUCUUCUGGAAAAUGCAGAUGUUGACAAUAUUUGCAUCAUAGGAUUAUUGAGCGGAGUAAAUGAAAUAAGAGUAAAUGAGAUGAGAUCAAAGCCAAAUACACAGUAAGUGUGUGAUAAAUGUCAGCUGUCACUUGGAGCUACUCAGUGGAAGUCUACCCUCCUUGACUUAAUUUCUCUUGAAAUAUUUAAUAAUUGUUAACAUUUAUUAUCUUCCAUGUGCCCAUAACUUUGCCCGAGCUCUUUCACUUGACUCUUUGGCAUUUAACAGUGAGGAAACUGAGGGUUAAGGUCCCCUGGAUGGCGAAUGACUUGAGUUGGAAGCUGUACCCAGGUUUGCCCGAUGCAGAAGCCUAUAUUCUUUCCACUCCGUGACACUGAAACAGGUCCUCAUUCUUCCCUUUCUCCCAGGAACACCAGCCCCAUCUUUUCACCAUGGAGAUUCCAGAACUGAGCUUUGAAGUAUAAAGAAAAAGAUCAGAUGUUGGGCCACAGUAGAGGGCUUCCAUCAAAGGCGGGGUUUAGGGGUGAAGCAGGCCAACAGGCAAGCUCCAGGCAGGGGCUGCCAGCAAGCAGGCUUCUCUCAAUGGGGACAACAGUGCCGUAAAGCUGACAGAGUUUGGCUUCAUUUCAAGGUGUGAAAAGAACAGCCUGACUCUGAGAGGCAAGUCCACCGAGCCCAGGACCCCAGGGGAACUGGUUCUCACCAUGCAUGCAAUGCCGCAGCCACUUCCCAAGUCAAGAGGGCAGCUGAAGUCUUGCACUGGGGACAGUUGGAUCAGCUGUGUCUGUCAGACAUCCCCCGAUGACACAGAAUGCCUCUCUCCUCUGAGAGCAGGACAGUGUGUUUAGACAGUCCCUGGUAAAUGUGAGCAGCCACGAGAAAGCCAGCCUUAAGUGGGUCAAAUUAACCUCUUCUAUGGAUGCAGAGUUGAGCUCCAUCAUUCGCUGCCCACCAGAGAAAGAUUGCCAUGGCCUUAAGAAGUGGAAGCAGAACUGUUAAUAUUAUUUUUAAGUUGUUGUAAAAAAGGACUUCUAUCUCCACUUUGAAUAUGUUGUCAUCUUGGGUGAGGCAUGAGGACCAUGCAAGGUGGUGACCACCAUUGUUGGCAUUUUUGGGAGAGCAUUGGCUGGUUCCAUCCACUACUCUGUGGUGACAGGAUGGGAAAAACCAGGGUUUACCAGGCAGGUGUUGGGAUUGAGAUAUACUUUCAUUUUUGAAGCACUUUGCAGUCACUACGUGCUCACCCCUAAUUCUCUUCUAGAUUGAACUUGGCCAUGGUCUCCCCAUGCCUCCCCUGCCUCUUCUCUGAGUCUGAAGGAACAUGCUCUCACUGGCAGAUGUAAGAACAUCUUGUGCUUUAUAUAUAUAUUUAAACCUUACUGGGUUGCUUGUCUAACUCACCCCUCCAGUAGCUUAGUGAGAUUAAUACCUCCUUCUAAACUGUGAUAACCAAGAGACACUUUCCAGGCAGAUGCGAAUGGGGCUUUAAGGGCUGUGAGGCAGGAUGACGAGAUCUUGGGUGAGUUUCAGGUUUUACAAAGAACCUUUUGAUUUCCUUUUUAGAGGAAACGUAGAAGGGCUUUAUCAGCGUAGGUAACACUAUAGAGCUGAGUGAAAUGUAAAUGAAAUUCCCGGUUUUCAUUUUCCUUCUUCAUUUGAUAUUUGUGGGUUUUAGAAGUAGGACCUGCUGGAUUCAUCUGCAGAAAACACCGCGUGGCUGUGGGCUCCUUCCGUUGUUAAGAAGUGUGCCUUGUGCGAAGGGGAAAUGUUCUGAAGGCAGAUCUGGAUGUGAAUUUUGGUUCAGACAUUUAUUAACAGUGGGACCCUAGGCAAGCUAGUUUCUGAGCUUUGAUUUCUUCAUCUGUAAAAGGAGGAUAAUAAAGGAUGCCUCAAAGAGUUGUAAAGAUCAGAAGUAAAAUACAUGCAAAGAAGUAGAGAGGGCUGUUUCAAGUCACUUACUUUUACUUUAACAUACUGCUGGUGGGCCAGGAAAGAGUGAAGACAAAGCCACUGGAUAGUGAGAGGUUAGAGGGUGCUCCACGGAUGUGAGCUGCAUCUGUAUGUUUACAUAGAAGGGAGAGCGAAGGAGCAAAUGUGGGCAACAGCUGUCAGUGACACAUCAUUUCCCCAACAGCCACAAACAAGAUAAGAGCCUUGCAGGGGCCCUUAACUGCUGGGUUCUGAUGGUUCAAAGAGAAAAAGCACAUGAUGACUUUGAAGGAGGCUGCCUGGCUGACCUGAUCGGAUCACCUAGAGACUGGAAAGGCUUUCUAGCAGUGCCUGAGCCUCUACUGAGUGUUCAACACUGGGUGCACUUAUGGAAACCACAGACAAAAGAUGGAAACAGCCUCCACCAGCAUGGGGAUCAGGUGUGGGGCAAACACAGGAGACAAAGCCGUCUGAAGUCACCUGCCCUGUCUGGACAUUCCAUAGACUACCAUUUUUACCCACGACUUCGAUGUGGUACGCCCAUUGGACCAGAUGAGCAAGCAGUGGCGAGUGGAUUGGAGGUCUUGGUAACCAAUCUAACCAAAAUCCUGGGAGAGCUGUUCCCCAAUGCGGCACACUUCCUAGAAGAAGCAAGUGAAUUUAAAGGGGGGAGAACUGUAGGGAAGUUCAUCACCAAAUCUGUGGUUCUUUCCCCAGAUCUUUCUUCAGGGCCAACACAUCCAUCGCUCAGCUGUGAUAGACAGGAGUUGUGGGUGGCUCACCUCUCUCACUGGGAAUUGCCCUCAGCAGUAGGGAACUCAUUCAGGGUUAAGGCAUCUCCUUGAGGAUAGCCCCUGUUCAAUUACUGGCUGACACAGGAAUAUGAAGGCCUGGCCCUUGUCUCAGCUUGGAACAAAUCUGAAGGCCCAUCACAGCUUCAGAGAUCCUUGGAGAAGGCUGAGGUCUCUACUACAACCUUACUGGAGAGUUGUCUUCUCUCUGCCCAACUCCCCUUUCCUUCCUUAAGGUUUCUUUGAGAGCACUUCUUGUAUUA
Molecule: messenger RNA, 9085 nt
Organism: Chlorocebus sabaeus (green monkey)
Lineage: Eukaryota; Metazoa; Chordata; Mammalia; Primates; Cercopithecidae
Source: RefSeq, a predicted model, not a curated record